Messenger RNA from Seriola aureovittata, 4141 nucleotides. RefSeq names its product very-long-chain (3R)-3-hydroxyacyl-CoA dehydratase-like. Gene Ontology annotation, biological process: sphingolipid biosynthetic process; very long-chain fatty acid biosynthetic process; fatty acid elongation. Bases 118 to 1203 code for a protein of 361 amino acids. The transcript has 12 exons. Gene Ontology annotation, cellular component: endoplasmic reticulum membrane. Gene Ontology annotation, molecular function: 3-hydroxyacyl-CoA dehydratase activity. NCBI's taxonomy places the organism in Eukaryota, Metazoa, Chordata, Actinopteri, Carangiformes, Carangidae. The record is from RefSeq and is a predicted model, not a curated record.
UUAUAUCCAGAGCAGCGAUGAGGGUUGGCAGAGCGUCAAAUGAGGACCUCAUUACACCAGUUUGAGUAAACUUUCCCAGUAUUUUGGUAUGUUGAUAUCAGAAAACACGGAGUGACAAUGCAGAUCCUGACUCCUCAUGUUUACUGGGCUCAGCGUCACGGAGAGAUUUAUCUCCGGGUGGAACUGAGCGAUGCCAAGAACCUUGACAUCAGCCUGCUAGAAAACAACACACUUCAGUUCAGAGCACAGGGCCAUGGAGCUAAAGGAGAUAAUGAAUAUGAGUUCAGUUUGGAGUUCCUGCGACCUGUCAGAUCUGAGAUCAACCACAGGUCCACCCAGCGUCAAGUUGACAUCAAGAUCAAGAAGCAGGAGGAGCACUGGUGGGACCGGCUGACGCUGCAGGAGAAGAAGCCUCUGUUCCUGGCUCCUGACUUCGACCGCUGGCUGGACGAGUCCGAUGCCGAGAUGGAGCUUCAGGCUAAAGAGGAGGAGAAGAUAAACAGGAUCAGUGUGGAGUCGAGAGUUCGUAAAGACCCCUACCUCGGUUUGAAGAAAGGCUACUUGUUUAUGUACAACCUUGUGCAGUUCCUGGGAUUCUCCUGGGUCUUUGUCAACAUGACUGUUCGACUCUUCAUUCUUGGUCAAGACUCAUUCUACGAUACCUUCCACACCACAGCUGAUAUGAUGUACUUCUGUCAGAUGAUGGCCGUGCUCGAGGUCAUUAAUCCCUUGUUGGGUCUGGUGAAGACUGGAUUUUUUCCUGCUAUGAUACAGGUUACGGGGAGGAACGUCAUUCUGUUCGUCAUCUUCGGCAGCCUGGAGGAGAUGCAGAACAAACCUGUCGUCUUUUUCGUCUUCUACCUCUGGAGCACCAUUGAGAUCUUCAGGUACCCUUUCUACAUGUUGGCCUGCGUCGGCACAGACUGGAAGCUGUUAACGUGGCUCAGAUACAGCCUGUGGAUCCCUCUGUACCCGCUGGGGGUUAUAGCUGAGGCGGUGGCUGUGAUCCAGUCCCUGCCCAUCUUUGAUGAGACCCGUCUGUUCAGCUUCCCCCUCCCUGCAGUGCUGGGUCAGUCUUUGAGCUUCUCCUACAGUCUGCAGCUCUACCUGGUCCUUAUGUUUCUAGGACUCUUCAUCAAUUUCCGACACCUGUACAAGCAGAGGAGGAGACGAUACCGCUCAAGGAAAAGGAAAGUCCACUAACUGAUCAGCACAUUUAGUUUGCACACACUCUGAACUGCCGUCCACGUAAAGUUAAAGCAGCUGUUCUCUUCUUACUGCCUUUUCUCAUCUUCCCUCACACACAUAAUCACAGUGACCUGAUGGUGGGAUACUAGUCACCUUUUCCCUCCACUGGGUGAAUGGUUAACCUUGUCCAGACCAAAUUCUGUAAAUCCUACUGUACCAGCUCUUUGCCUCCCUGUCGAAUGGACAGUUAAUCCAGUUUGUUUGAGUUGUUAUCAUAUCAUGUCAUAUGACAUUAUCAUUAUAAAAUGUCCAUAUUCACAACGGUGAAAAUGAAUAAUGAAACCAGUGGUGAACAGUGGCCAAAUUGUAUUAUUUAUUUAUGCAAAUGUAAGACCAGUUCAUUAUUGGAUAUUAAAUAUUAAUAUUAAAGUUACUGUUCACACCUGGAGUAGAAAAACCAUUGAGGAGCUGUUCCUUGUACCAAAUUGCUGCAACAGGUUUGUCGUAUUUAUCUUUCACAGUAUUUAGAAAAUCACGUCCUUCUUGGUUCAGAAAUAAUAUUGUUAACAACAAAACAGCUAUUUAAAAAACAUGUUUUUUACCUGUUUACAAGUCACAAAUCUGUUACUGUCAACAUGUUAUUGCAUGUGAAUACACUUGAAAGUCAACACAGUUUUAAUUCUCUCUCUGUUGUGGUGUGUUCAAGGAUGCUUCAGUAUCUGAGGAUUUACAAUUUUCUGCAGCAUUUUAAUACAAGAGACAAGCAAAUUCAUACGAAUGUCUCCCUGCUGUCCAUGUUUGGUUGUUUUCCUCUGGGUAUUAAUGUCUGAAAACACAGCUUGUAGACAAAAUCAGAAGACUGUGAAUUCCCGAGCAUUGGAACGUACUUCGACACACCAUGAGCGUUUGAAAGUGUUCGUUGCUUUAGGUCUCUGCAAGUUGAUUUUGAACUUGUAGGUUCUUGGAAAAGCAGACAGCUGUGAUGUAAAGCUCAUAUCCUGAAACACUUUUUUUGUGGUUCUUGUAUCAAUAGGAAAAUUAUUUCAUAUUUUGAAUGAAAACACAGUGAGAUUUUUAAGUUUCAAUGUUUGUUGUUUUCAGAAGUGCAUUCCUAACACUGAGCCUUGGAUGAAGGGAUCAAUCGUUUACUGCUUUGAAUAUUAUAAUGAAGCCAUUCAAAGUAAUGUAGAGUAAAUAUUUAACUUUUUGGACAGAAUCACAAUGUUUCAUAAAGGCCAAGACAUUAGUUUUAUUGGUGAUUUGCAACAGACUAUGCUUCAACCUCAUAACCUAAACAUUUUUUUUUUCUCCCCGCGGCUGCAAGAGCACGAUGGCUGGAAAUGAUGUAAACUGUGAAUGAAAACCCAAUGAAGUACAAACCCUGAAAUCCUGUGAUGUGAAACCGGUCUGUGAUGUUUCACAACAGAAAGCUAGGAGUACACCUGUAUAAUCACUGUAGCGAGCUGAGCCGAUUAACUACUGGAAAUCAACAAAAGCAAGAUAUUCAGCGGGUGUUCAGUCACUGUCUAACGUUGGUCGAGGUGUAGACGUAUCACAAUUUUCACACCUCUGUAUUUGUUCACUUUGAGCUCUUGAAAUAGUUGGACAAUUUGAGAAGAGAGAAAGGACUGACCUCUAGUUCAUUUUUAGUGAAAUAUUUAUCGUAGCUUGUAGCUAUUAUUCCCAAUCCGUUCUGCAAGAUCGAGGCUGAUUUCAGUUCCAUGGUCCAGUUCUCUCUGGACAGAGGAGUGUCUCGCUGCUUCAACCUAAUGUAUUGAAUUUUUUAAUUUAGUUUGGUGCCACCUGGUGGUAGUAUCACAAAAAUACAGCAAUGCAUGCCACCAUGGUUGUGACCCAGGAAUAGAAAGCAACACUCAGAUUCAAUUUCCAUAGAACUUGUUUGAUUUUUACUACACACAAUAACAAUUUAAAAUGCCAUAAUCACAUUAAAAUUGUGCACCAAGGGGUUUGAAAGAAGCAGUUUGUAUUUCGCUUUUAAGAUAGAUGCCACUUUCUGAUAAGGCACCAUUUCUAAGUUUGUAAUGGCUUUAUUAAUAGUCAGUAAAAUCAUUUACUAAGUCGUUAUCGAUCAGUUAUAAGCCAUUAAUAACAACCUUUGGUCUGACAAGUUGUGGAUAAUAUUCUUCCAGCAUGACACUAGCACUCAAAGACCGCUCCAAGCCACCAAGUCUGCAGUUCUGAUGUUUGGAAGUCAUUAAUAAAGGAUAAGACAUUUCUCAAUUUGUAAUAAGCCAUCUGCAAAGAUCAGUCAGUGACCGAUAAAUGUUAUUGAUUAAUUAGAGGCUGUACAGUGCUCCAGUCUCCCUUGUGAAUUAAGAGCUAAAAAGACAAAUAGUGGAGGAGGAUUUUCCACAACCUGUUAACCCAGAUGUUUGUCUUAUUAAUUAAUGGCUUAUAACUGACCUGUAAAGCAUAGGUAAAUGAUUUACUAACCACUUGUAAAGCCAUUGAUUAAAUGAAAUGAAGUCACCACUUUACACUUGCACUCAUUGUCUGACAGAUUGAUGAUCAGUGCUGUAUUGAUGGAAAGAUGAUCAGGAUCGAUAAAUAUCCUGAUGAGCCGUCCACCCCAUGUUCUCAUUAUUUUAACCACAGUCUGAGCAUGAACUCAAAAUCUGAAUGGCUUGAUUUCUUUCUUCUUUUUUUCUUUCGUUGCUUCCAAUGUGUUCACCAUUGAGCCUUCACAUUUAUUUGUUUAUAUUUAUUUGUGUUCACUGAAGUUGUUGCUUUUAAUUUGUUUCCUGUUGAUCUUUGUAAGGGUUGCCUCUUGGGGAGUGAUGUGCAGCGGACACACAGGUUGAUGCAGACACUCUUACAUGGCCAUUUAUUGCAUUUUCAAAAGUCUGUAGGCGAAUUCAGACCAAUGCUGUGUUUGAUUAUAACUCACUUAUGGUUUCCUGACCAAAAAAAACAUUAAAUAUUGGAAUUCCUA